UUAUACAACAAUUUUCACCCAAAAAGAGUCCACGAGAAAGCUGAAAAUAAAAUAAACGAGUAAAGUUGUGACUCAGUCCAAAGACUUUGUGUACACCCUCUGCAUUUCUGAAGGGAAUAUCUGCACGCCAUUGCAGCAUCGCUUUCUAAGCUCAUUCUCAGAUUUUGCAAAUUGCUUAGGGGAUUGAUUAACUCGUAAAGAGAGGGCCUUUUUUAUUGUAUAGAUUUCGGAUUGCCAGAAAAUCAAAGAUUAUUUGUACGGCAUCUUCAGAAAAUCAUAACCCAUAUGGAUGUCUUUUGGAAUUGAUUGUUAUAUUUCUCUAGGAAGUUGGAGUGGUGACAUUGUGUAAAAGAGCCACCAUGAAUUGUUUCUCAAUACUCAAUAGGAAUGCAGAUUUUGUUAUCAAUUUUGGGGAGGUACAUUAAUAGGUUUUUAUGUUGCCCUUUAAUCUAUAACCUAGAAAUAUUUUUAGCCUUUUGCUAUAUCUGUUGAAGUAGCCAAAAGUAAAGAGAGUUUGGUUUCUCUUAGUUUUAUUUAUCAAUGUCAGAAAAGAGCAGGCUUCCCUCAAGGUUCCAUUUCUAUUUGAUAACCAUUUCCUUGUUCCUUUUAGUCCUAUCUUCGGUUUUCCUUCUUCAAUUCAGAAAUGCUCCUUUGAUACCCAAAUCAGUGUUUGAGCUAAUUCUUGUCAAUACCACCUCACUUUACUCAAACGCCAAUGUUGGAGAAGAGCAUAUUGAGACUUCACAAGUUGUUGCCGAAAGACCCUCGAAUAGUAAAGAGCCACCUUUUCCACUUUCCAAUAAUUUGACAAAGAAAGCAAGUUCUUUCAUAAGGCAGAAACUGAUGGCGUGUGACCCAACUCAGGCGCGCUUGAGAGUGUAUAUGUAUGACUUGCCUCCCGAAUUUCACUUUGGAUUAUUGGGUUGGAAGGGGAAGAGGAAUCAAACAUGGCCAAGUGUGAACGACCCGAGUCAGAUCCCGGCUUAUCCCGGCGGGCUGAAUUUACAGCAUAGUAUUGAGUAUUGGCUCACUCUUGAUCUUCUGUCAUCGAACGUUCCGAAAAUUUCCAGGCCUUGCACUGCAAUCAGGGUGAAGAAUUCGAGCCAGGCGGAUAUUAUUUUUGUGCCAUUUUUCGCGUCUUUGAGUUACAACCGGCAUUCUAAGCUUCGUGGAAAGGAAAAAGUUAGUGUGAACAAGAGGUUGCAGGAACAAUUGGUGCAGUUUUUGACGAGUCGCCAGGAAUGGAAAAGACAUAAUGGAAAAAACCAUGUAAUAGUUGCUCACCAUCCAAAUAGCAUGUUGGACGCAAGAAGAAAGUUGGGUUCUGCUAUGUUUGUUCUCGCAGAUUUUGGAAGAUACCCAGUUGAAAUAGCAAAUCUUGAUAAGGAUAUAAUUGCGCCUUACAGGCACCUAGUCACUACUGUUCGCAGCAAUCAAUCAGCCUCAUUUCUGGAACGUCCUAUAUUGGCUUACUUUAAGGGAGCAAUAUACAGGAAAGACGGAGGAGUAAUACGCCAAGAACUAUUCUAUCUUCUCAAGGAUGAGAAAGAUGUACACUUUAAUUUUGGUAGCAUUCGAGGGAAUGGUAUCAACCAGGCAGGCCAGGGAAUGGCAUCCUCAAAGUUUUGCCUGCAUAUUGCUGGCGACACCCCUUCCUCGAACAGGCUAUUUGAUGCCAUUGCCAGUCACUGUGUUCCUGUGAUAAUCAGUGAUGACAUUGAGCUACCAUUUGAAGAUGUCUUGGACUACACACAGUUUUGCAUAUUCGUUCCCGCACCCGAUGCUAUUCAGAAGGGAUACCUAUUGAAUCUUCUUCGAGGAAUUGAGCAAGACAAGUGGACCAAGAUGUGGGAAAGGUUAAAAGAAAUCACACAUCUCUUCGAAUAUCAGUAUCCAUCCCAGUCUGGUGAUGCUGUAGAUAUGAUUUGGGAGGCAGUUUCCCGUAAGGUUUCUUCCAUACGGUACGAUAGUAACAGGAACAAUAGAUACAACAGAUCUAGGCCAAGAACACUAGUAUAAUCACCCACAUAAAAGAUUUGACUCAAUGAGAUCUCUCGAAGUCAUGGCAUUUGGAUAUCAUCAAGCAUUUUGGCUGACGGUAGGCAUAUAGAGAGAGAUACAAGCCAAGUUGAGAUCUAUUAUGGAUUUGCUUUGAUAUGAUUUUUCAAAGAAUUCAUGACCACUUGUGGUACUAUUUAGUUUACAUUGUUAAGCCUUUUUGUAUCUCUCUUUGUUAAAUUCUUUUUUAUUUAUUUGUUUCUGCUGAUUUAGUUGAUAUGGAAGUUGGAUGAAGGACCAAUUAACUGCCUUUACAUUCCCCUUUAUCACCUUAAAAGCUAAAGCAGUACAGAAUUGGAACUCUGAUCAGAAAUGUGUUUGAAUAAGCAAAACCUUCAAGCUGGUGACAAAUUGUUCUAGAGUUCACUCUUUCUAUGCAAAAUAACAACAAAAGAUGGGA
This is a messenger RNA of Morus notabilis, 2458 nucleotides long. Its product is annotated as probable arabinosyltransferase ARAD1. Bases 541 to 2019 code for a protein of 492 amino acids. Gene Ontology annotation, molecular function: glycosyltransferase activity. The record is from RefSeq and is a predicted model, not a curated record. NCBI's taxonomy places the organism in Eukaryota, Viridiplantae, Streptophyta, Magnoliopsida, Rosales, Moraceae. The transcript has 3 exons.